Athalia rosae (coleseed sawfly) is the source of this 1118-nucleotide messenger RNA. It is a transcript of the gene CREG, whose product is annotated as protein CREG1. Lineage: Eukaryota; Metazoa; Arthropoda; Insecta; Hymenoptera; Athaliidae. Bases 41 to 892 code for a protein of 283 amino acids. The record is from RefSeq and is a predicted model, not a curated record. The transcript is spliced from 6 exons.
AAAAACCAAUAAGCAUUACUAUAGAAAGAGAUUGUCCGAUAUGCGUUGUUGGCGGGUGUUCCUAUUCUUGCUCCUUUUGGCGGUGAUUCAAAUCGAAGCCGGGAAGUAUAGCGCGGAUAUCGAUGACUUUGAAGAAUGGCAGCAAUUCAAAGAAUUUCAACGGUGGAAGCACGCGAGGAAGCACCAGUCCCGUAAAUAUUUCCGGUACUUUGACAAUGAUCUUGAACACCACCAAGACGAAGAUGAUUCAGGAGAAGAAUGGCCCAGGGACGAUCCACCACCUAUCGAUCAAGCCGCACGAAUGGCGCGUUACAUCGUCAACCAAAACAAUUGGACCUCGAUCGCCACGAUUAGCUCGAGUCCUGAUAUCGCAUCCUUUCCCUUUGUGAACGUGGUAUCUUACGGCGAUGGACCACUUGACAAUGGUACCGGUAUGCCGUACCUUUACAUCACCCCCCUCGAUUACACGGCUCAGGAUCUUGCCAGAGACCCUAGAGCUACUCUAUCGAUGACCUUGGCUGAGGUCGGAUAUUGCGCCAGGAAGUCGUACGAUCCAAUGGAUCCUCGAUGCCCGCGAGUUUACUUAACGGGAAUAAUGCAACUUGUGAGAAAUACGACCGCUGAAUUUCAAGUAGCCAGAAAUGCAGUGUUCGGACGACACCCUUGGCUGGAAACUAUGCCCGCGAAUCACCGAUUUUUCUUCGUAAAAAUAAAGCCCAUCCAAAUCGAUCUGCUCGAUACUUUCGGCGGACCGAAACACAUUACCCCGGAAGAAUAUUUUGCGGCUAAAGCACUACCAGCAGAUAUUGCUGAAGAUUAUCAAAUUGCCAGUAAUUCUAACAACGACUGGUCCAACUCGAUCAGAACCAAGCCGCGGGCAGUCUUGGUGUGAUUUUUGAACGGAAAUUUUAAUAUUCUUUAGACACAUCUAAUAGAUAGAAUUUGUGGAACGAAAUUUAAAUAGAAUCUAGCGACUUAAAUCAACGCCGGAAGCUGAAUAAUAGAUUAUCCAUAUAACGAUGUCAUUUCUUGUACGAAAUUAUAAUGAAACACAUAUUUUUACAAACGUUGUAUAACUUUAUGAAGUUUAAAAAUUAUACCUUUACUUACUCGAUGAA